Molecule: messenger RNA, 2323 nt
Organism: Chenopodium quinoa (quinoa)
Lineage: Eukaryota; Viridiplantae; Streptophyta; Magnoliopsida; Caryophyllales; Amaranthaceae
Product: heparanase-like protein 3
Exons: 9
Coding region: 573-2222 (549 amino acids)
Cellular component (GO): membrane; plant-type cell wall
Molecular function (GO): beta-glucuronidase activity
Source: RefSeq, a predicted model, not a curated record
UUAUGUAGAGCUUGUUAAUUUUUGACCCGAAGCUCAACCCUAACUCCCGAGAUUAAAACAAUCUAUUUUUCGGCCCAAAUUCUAGCACAACCCUUGAUCAAGUUCCUACCAUUUGAUUUGUGGAUUAUGCCCAUCAAAAUUUACGCACAAAAUAAAGAGAAAAGUAUUUCUUACCAACCAAAGUGGGUCCUCAAUCCUAAACCUUGUUCAUGUAAUUUGGAUAGCCACCAAUACCAUUGACCCCUAAAUACAUACUAAUAGAAAAAUCUAAAGUAGGAAAAAGUGAAGAAGGAUCAAUUGUUCUAUUACUUAGACCAAACCGUCAAUUCUUCUAUUUUCUUUCCACUUAUGAAAAGUAUACUCUUUCACCAUUCUUUCAUUAUUCUCAUGUCAACUUUCUUUUCACUUUUUUUCACCAUCAAAUCUAACAAGAAAAAUCAUAACACCCAUCAAAAUUUUAUUUCUUAAUCCCAUCAUGUAUUCUAUAUAAUAUGCACCAACUAAUACAUAAAAAUAUCACACUAUAUUCUAUAUAUACAACAAUAACAUACAUAUAAAGUUAUAAGAAUGAUAUGAAAAUUAUGACAUACCUGAAAAUAAGAGGUGGGUUAUGGUGUAAAAUGGUGUUUUCUAUCAUCUCUCUUUUGGGCUUGGCUUGCAUCUUGUAUUUCAUAUUAAACCAUUCAGUUGAAUCACCAAAGCAUCAGACGGUGGAUGUUUACUUUAAUUCGACGGCUGAGAUUGCUCGGACUGACGAUGAUUAUAUCUGCGCCACACUGGAUUGGUGGCCUAUUGAUAAGUGUGACUAUGAUUCUUGUAGUUGGGGUGAAACCUCUCUUCUCAAUCUGGAUCUGAACAACACAAUUUUGUCGAAUGCUGUAAAGGCAUUUUCUCCCCUGAAAAUCAGAAUGGGUGGAACAUUGCAGGAUAGACUAAUCUACCAAACGAACGAGCAACAACACUGCAACCCAUUCGUCAAGAAAUCCUCUCAAUUUCUUGGUUUCUCACAAGGCUGUUUGCCCAUGACGCGAUGGGAUGACCUUAACAGAUUCUUCGAAGAGACGGGGGCUGUGGUCACUUUCGGGUUGAAUGCACUGACAGGAAGAACUAUAAACCCAGAUGGGUCAGCUAAAGGAGCUUGGGAUCCCAGCAAUGCAGAAUCACUUUUAAGAUACACAGUCAACAAGGGAUACAGUAUCUAUGGAUGGGAACUUGGAAAUGAACUCAGUGGAAGGGGAAUUGGUGCAAGAGUAACAGCUCACCAGUAUGCUUCAGAUGUGAACACCCUGCAAAAUCUUAUUGAAAAGGUGUAUGUAGGCUCUGAGACAAAGCCUCUAAUACUUGGCCCUGGAGGAUUUUUUGAUGCUACGUGGUUCGCGGAGUUUAUUGGCAAAACAACCAAGUCUCUCCAAGCAAUCACCCACCAUGUCUAUAAUCUUGGUGCAGGUAACUACAAUGGCCUUGUGGGUAAUAUAUUAGAUCCAUCCCACCUUGACUGUGAAGCAAGAGUAUUCAAAAAACUCCAACAGGACAUAAGGAACUCGGGGACCUCAGCUGUUGCUUGGGUUGGUGAAGCAGGUGGUGCUUUUAACAGUGGUCGAAAUCAUGUUACAAACACUUUUGUGAUGAGCUUCUGGUACUUAGAUCAGCUUGGAAUGGCAGCAACAUAUAAUACCAAAACUUAUUGCAGACAAACUUUGAUAGGUGGAAAUUAUGGGCUUCUCGACAGAUCUAAUUUUGUGCCAAACCCUGAUUAUUACAGCGCUCUUCUUUGGCAUCGUUUGAUGGGAAAAAAAGUUCUCUCUACAAGCGUUUCUGGGACGAAUAAUUUACGAGCAUACACUCAUUGCUCGAAACAAUCUCAAGGGAUCACAUUGCUCUUAAUCAACCUUGACGCUGAGGCGACCCUUAGAGUCAACAUAUCUACAGAAACAGGCAGCAUUACAGCAGAAAACAGCGAACCAUUUGCUAGGAAGUCCAAAUUUGGUAAAAUGCCAAUAUUUACUCAGAAUAUAAGAGAAGAGUACCACCUGACAGCCCCAGAUAGAGACUUGAGCAGCAAAAAAAUGCUCCUAAAUGGGAGAGUUUUGACUGUUGAUUCCUCCGGAGGCAUCCCAAUACUGAAACCUGCAAUUGUACAUAUAAAUGAUCCGAUAACUAUUGCCCCAUUUUCCAUUGCAUUUGUCCAUAUACCAAGCAUUGUUUCAAACGUUUGUAAAUAGAAACAGAUACAAAUCAUUAUAGAUUACAAAUACUAGGGAAACACAACAUAAAUGUACCAAACUUAAAUGUUUCAAAAAGAAAAAAAAUUACCGAACUUAAA